Rhineura floridana is the source of this 3268-nucleotide messenger RNA. It is a transcript of the gene HIF1AN, whose product is annotated as hypoxia inducible factor 1 subunit alpha inhibitor. Gene Ontology annotation, cellular component: cytoplasm; nucleus. Gene Ontology annotation, molecular function: peptidyl-histidine dioxygenase activity; ankyrin repeat binding; [protein]-asparagine 3-dioxygenase activity. The record is from RefSeq and is a predicted model, not a curated record. The coding region runs from base 41 to 1222 and encodes 393 amino acids. The transcript has 8 exons. Lineage: Eukaryota; Metazoa; Chordata; Lepidosauria; Squamata; Rhineuridae. Gene Ontology annotation, biological process: peptidyl-aspartic acid hydroxylation; negative regulation of Notch signaling pathway.
CUUCCAUAGACGACGACAACACCUUUUACUAAUCCCCCGGAUGUUGCUAAUUCGUUGUUUCCGCUUGUGGGACCCGGGCUCCCCGGCGGCUCAGGUGGCGAUGGCGGAAGCUUCUGCGUCGUGCUCCGCGGCGGCAGCAGCAGGAGCAGCAGGAGGAGCAACGGCAGUAGCGGUAACUGCUGCGGGCAGCGGAGGCUCUCCUCCUCCUCCUCCACCUUCUUCGCGGGCCCCUGAAGAGGAAGAGUGUGGGUGGAGCGAAGCCCAGCUCCGGCGCUAUAGCUUUGAGACGCGGCCCAUCCCCAGGCUCCGCCACGGAGAUCCGCGGGCCGAAGAGCUCAUCGAGAACGAGGAGCCAGUGGUGCUGACCGAUACAAAUCUGGUGUUCCCUGCCCUAAAAUGGGACCUGGACUAUCUGCAGGAGAACAUUGGGAAUGGGGACUUUUCUGUGUACAGAGCCAGCACCCACAAGUUCUUGUAUUACGAUGAGAAGAAAAUGGCAAAUGUUAAGAACUUCAAGCCCAAGUCAAGCAGGGAAGAAAUGAAAUUUAAUGACUUUGUUGAGCAGCUCCAGGAAAUCCAGCAGCAGAGUAAUGGAGAAAGGCUUUAUCUGCAGCAGACUCUGAAUGAUACAGUUGGGAGGAAAAUUGUGGUGGAUUUCCUGGGCUUUAAUUGGAAUUGGAUUAACAGGCAACAGGCGAAGCGAGGCUGGGGUCAGCUGACAUCCAACUUGCUGCUGAUUGGCAUGGAAGGGAAUGUGACUCCAGCACAUUAUGAUGAGCAGCAGAACUUCUUUGCUCAGAUUAAGGGAUACAAGCGUUGUAUCCUGUUUUCCCCUGACCAGUUUGAGUGCCUUUAUCCCUAUCCUGUGCACCACCCAUGUGAUCGGCAGAGCCAGGUUGACUUCGACAAUCCUGACUAUGAGAGGUUCCCCAAUUUCCGGAAUGUAGUUGGCUAUGAGACAGUGGUGGGCCCAGGCGAUGUGCUUUAUAUUCCCAUGUACUGGUGGCAUCACAUUGAGUCUUUGCUGAACGGGGGAACUACCAUCACUGUGAACUUUUGGUACAAGGGUGCCCCAACUCCCAAAAGGAUUGAAUAUCCCCUAAAGGCUCAUCAGAAAGUGGCUAUAAUGCGGAACAUAGAGAAAAUGCUGGGUGAGGCCCUUGGAAGCCCACAGGAGGUGGGUCCCUUGUUGAAUAUGAUGAUUAAGGGGCGGUAUGACUAGUCCUUGGCUGCUGCAGUGAUGGAAGUUGCAUCACAGACAUGUGGAAAAUACCGAGCGCUAGUAUUGCACACGGCACUUAAAAGACUGAGGGGCUUCUGGCCCAGCUCUGCACCAAUAUAGGGAAUGACUGGCACCAUAAAACCCUUCCAUUUGUCCCUCUUUCAACUUCAUGGAACCUUCCAGAAGACUCCAUGCUUACAAAGCAGGAACUCAGCUGCCAACAACUUGUGUCCCUUGCUCAAUGUACAGAGAUUGACAUCUGGUAUUUGACUGACAUCUGUAACAUUACAAAAAAUGUUUGGGAGGGAGUAGAGUUCACGCUGAUCUUUUUCAGUCUCCUGGUUCAUCCCACUAGCUGGGAGUAUGAUGUUGCAUGAGAGGUGGACGCAGUAAAUCAAAGUCUGAGAGACUCUCAGAGUGGGAGGGAGCCUUAGGCCGUGUUAAUAUUUUGGUGGCAUUUGCUUUAUUUUGUCUGGGCAGUGGAGACAAGUGCAUGCUGGCACCUAUGUAGUUGCCUGUGUGUGAAAAGUAUCUAGACAAGUCAUUUUGAUUUUCCUUCUGCACCUCGGCAUUAGAAAUCCACCGUGAAAACCUGCACAUCAUUCCUUCGGUAAGGUUUAGCAUUCAUUUGUUAAAUUUGUUAAAGGAAACCAUUGAUGGCACAAAAUUUACAGUUACAAAUAGAUGAAGGGCAGGUAGAGAGGAAGACAGUAAAGUCUUCCAAGUCCACUGUGCCAAAUUAACUUAAAAAACAUUUUUGAGGGCUUGACCUCUUAAUUCUGCUAGGAGACCAGGCUGAAAUCCCCAUACACACAGAUUCUCUUUUCUACGCUCAGGAUAUUUUUUCUUAAGCUACAGGUGAGAGUGAGUGCCUUUGCCAGUCUUCACUUGUGUGAUUUAUUUUCUUUUCCUUAUAAGGAAAUGUUAAUUCCAUUGCAUCUUCAGUCUUCUGCAUGCUAGAUUGUGGUGGAUAAAUGGGUGGAGAAGGGAAGCAGCAACGCUGCAAUAACACUUUUUGCAGUAGCUUUUUCAACAGGCUUCUUUGUAUGGUGGAAUCUUAUAUUUUCUAUUCUGUUUGAUUUUUCCCCAUCUGGAUGGGAAUAUGGGUGUCACCAGUUGCAUUUCAUGAAGAUGAGAGAGCUGACCUUAGAUCUCAGCUUUGUCCCUUUGCCGUAGAGGCACUUUUCUGUGAAAUUCAGAGUUUUGAGGAGAUAUCAUUGCAAAAGCUUUGCUUCUCCCAGCAAAGGAGAUGCCUUGACCAUAUUGGUGGGACAAUACCUGAGCAUGACUACUCUUUCUGGGACAGAUGAGUCUCCUAUCAUUCACUGUGACUUCUGUGUGCAGUAGCUGAAGACUUUCUGGAGAAAGCUGGUGGUUCAGAUUACAUAGGCCAGGUAAGUAUCUUCAACGUGACUGAAGAGCAAUGGAGCUUUGUUGCAAGCCAAACCUACUGUUUGAUUUAGCUCCACCAGCCACAAGGAGGCAGUAGAAGGCCAGAGUUCUUGCCAUAGAUAUAGAUCAGGAAGGAGGGGGUGGCUUCUGAAGAGCAAGACAGACUUGGUGAAUGGUAAUACCAAUAAAAACAUUCUGCCUUUGGCUGAAAGCAAAAGCAAUUGCCAUGCUUAAUGGAAUGUGUCCUGGAUGUGCAGCAGUAUUGGCCAGAGUGCCACCCAAGACUGGAGCUGUUUGUGGAAUUUUGCAGUUCCAUAGAGCCCAUGUGAAAAGGGCCAGGUGCCUCACUGGAAGGAACAGGACAGGACUUGCAUGCAACCUUCGGAUCUCUUUUGUUUCUUUUUGCCAAAGGUAACUUUUCAAAGUUUUUAAACAGUUGGUUUUUUAAUUUUUUUGUUGCACUUGACUGGUGCGAGAGCUCAGUUUACCAUGCACUGAUGGACUGAUUUAGUUACUGUCUUUUUUUUUUUAAUCCUGUGCUUUUGAUGCCCUGCUGUGGUAUUGGGAAAGCUGUGUGUGUUCUUUGGUGUGUGAGAUCAUGUGGGAAAGGUAUAUGUUCUGAAGCGUAGUUCUUACAAUACAACUGUUAAACAA